Messenger RNA from Hemiscyllium ocellatum (epaulette shark), 1038 nucleotides. RefSeq names its product PACRG-like protein. Lineage: Eukaryota; Metazoa; Chordata; Chondrichthyes; Orectolobiformes; Hemiscylliidae. The coding region runs from base 180 to 863 and encodes 227 amino acids. The transcript is spliced from 8 exons. The record is from RefSeq and is a predicted model, not a curated record.
UGCACGGACACAGGGAGCUCCUGCAGCACAAUCCGACUGUUCCGGGUUCGCGUUUCCGACUGGAACCGACUGGCGGCCUCCGUCACCGGCACCGAGAGGGACAGGGGCAGGGAGAGGCUGCUGCUUAGUAACCCCCGCGGGGAGAGGGAGACAGGGGAGUUGAAACUUAUGUGAAAAGAAUGUCGUUGUCAUCUCGGGAGAAGUCUAAAGUUGAAGUACUGAGAAAGAAGACAGCUGAGCCAGCAGCAAGUAAUCCUCCAGCUGCCACUGUUAAACCAUAUCCCAGGCCCAGUGACCGGCUAAAUCCAAAAACUAUCAAUCCAUUCAGUGACCCACUGAGACAACAAUCUAUAUUUGCUGCAGCAUAUUCUAAAAGAGAGAUUCCGUGCAGGUUAUUUCAUGGUUCAGUGAGUCAUAGACUACAAUGGGAUCAGCCACCAGAGACUGUUUGCUUUGACCCUCUUCUUAUUACCUUAGCUGAGGGAUUAAGAGAAACUAAACACCCUUACACAUUUGUAGCCAAGGAAGGUUUCAAAGAAUUGCUGGAGAUUGAAAAUGCUGCUGAGAAGGCUAUUCCACUAGUUCCAAAGGUGGUUCCGAAGUUAAAAGCUGCUCUGGCACAUUCAGAUGUUGAGGUUUUUGAGAGAGGAUUGUGUGCUUUGGUCCAGCUUAGUGCUGUUGUUGGUCCAGCUGUAAAUAGCCAUCUUAAACAUCUGUUGACUAGUCUGUCAAAAAGAUUAAUGGACAAAAAACUUAAGCAGCCAAUCACAGAAGCCCUGCAGAGACUGGAACAGCAUGGUGGAAAGGAGAGUCUGGCCAUUAUUAAAUCCAAAAUUCCAACCUAUUGCUCUAUUUAUACUUGAGAAAAAGACAACUUCUGCACUCGGUCAUACGUUUCUGCAUCCAGACAGAUAUUGUGGAUAACAAGAACAGCUUGCAGGAGUUUUGUCUGACAGUAUGAUGUAAUUUUCAUUUUAUGUAGUUUUGCAUUCAAAUCAAAUAAAUAUCCUGACCGAAUUUAUGUUGAGUGAGGGUGAG